Molecule: messenger RNA, 1174 nt
Organism: Exophiala xenobiotica
Lineage: Eukaryota; Fungi; Ascomycota; Eurotiomycetes; Chaetothyriales; Herpotrichiellaceae
Exons: 2
Coding region: 32-1054 (340 amino acids)
Source: RefSeq, a predicted model, not a curated record
CUUCAAACUAUAUCCACAAGACCAAUCCAAGAUGAAGCAUAUCAAAUGCUCAGGGACUCCUUAUGAAAUCGGGCAACAACAUGGUCAAAAUGCCAAAACUGAAGUGCACGGCAGCAUUGCUUUCUAUGAGGCAUUCUUCAAGGAGAGGACCCAACUCUCAUGGUCGCAAGUCCGUGACGUAGCACGCGCAUUUUCUCCCUUGCUGGAAUCGACUUACCCCCAUUUUAUGGAGGAGAUGAAAGGCGUAGCAGACGGUGCUGGCACGGAUCUGGAUUCCAUCAUUGCGCUCAAUGUGCGCACGGAGAUCGCUUAUGGCAUGCUAAGCGAUGGCUGUACGGCUUUCACCUGGAAGACAUCAGACGAGAGCUUCAUCGCCCAGAAUUGGGAUUGGCGCAUCGAGCAAACCCCAAACAUAAUAUCACUUUCCAUCGAACAGCUGCCAAAGCCAACGAUAAAAAUGAUGACCGAGGGCGGCAUCAUUGGAAAGAUUGGACUGAAUUCGGCCGGAGUGGGAGUCACUUUGAACGCCAUUGCAGCACCUGGGGUAUCGUACAACAAACUUCCGGUGCAUCUUGCUCUGAGAACAGUCCUUGACAGUUCCUCCCGCGAAGAAGCGGCCAAUGCACUGCGGAAAGUCGGAGUGGCCGCAGCCGGUCAUAUCACCAUCGCAGAUGCACCCACGGGCGCUAUCGGCUUCGAAUGUUCUGCUCUUGACAUUGUGGAAAUGCCCAUGGACCAGAGAGGUAUAUGCACUCACUCGAACCAUCUUGUCAAAGAGCACAAAGUGCAAGGUUCUGCAUUUCUUCCUGACUCACCGUUCCGCCUGAUCCGCAUUCAAGAGCUGAUGGGAGGCAUCGACAGACCAAACAUGCAGGCCCUGAGUGAAGUGCUGAAGGAUGAGAAGAAUUACCCAGCUUCAAUUUGUCGAGCUGUGGGUGAAAAGAGUGCAAUGCAGACCCUGUUCUCGAUUGUCAUGGACCUGACGCAAGGUUUUGCCAGAGUCAAGAUGGGUCGGCCAAGCGAGAAUGGAGAAGUCUUUGAAUUGAGACCGUGAACGCGCUGGGUUUCAGUGGAUUUUGGCCUGACAAAGGCAUCCUUCCGCUCUCAAGAAAUGCUGAUGUAUUUGACUUUCCAUCCUUCUACCGUAUGUACAAAUCGCGAUGUGCAGGACCAG